AUGAUUUCCUCCAACAGUAAUCAAAUCACGCACUCCAACUAUCAGGUCGCUUUUGAAUGGAAGGAUGGUCGCCGUUUGUCUGUCAAUGAAGAUGUUGCCUAUAUUUUGCCCAGUGAUCAAAAGGAGGCUGACAGAUUGGAAUUGAAUCACACGCUCUGGAAAUGUGUGCUUGGAGGAUUGUUCAAAUCCCCUCUUCAUGACAAGUUGACUCAAGGUAUCCGGGUGCUUGAUAUUGGCUGUGGACCUGGUUGGUGGACACUGGACAUGGCUCGCUUGUAUCCCAAUUCUGAGUUCAUUGGUAUUGAUAUGGCUGACGUCUUUGUCACUGAAGAUGUUCCUCCUAAUGUCAAGUUUCAAUUGUUGAACGCCGGAACUGGGCUUGACUACUUUGAAGAUGCAUCGUUUGAUUUUGUAUUUCAGCGCUUUUUGGUAAUGGGAUUUCCAACGGAUCAGUACAUUCGUUCUGUCAAAGAAAUGAAGCGAAUUCUCAAGCCAGGAGGAGCUAUCGAGAUUCUUGAGCUUGUUAACGAAUACAAGAAUGCGGGUCCUGCAUUCAAAAACAUCAAUCUCUGGAUCAAUGAGGCUUUGGUGGCUCGCAACAUGGACUCGUAUGUCGCUGACAAGAUCUCUACUUUUCUCGCUGAUGCUGGAUACCGCGACAUCAAGGAUAUCAACUAUGAUGUCCCUAUUGGUGCUUGGGGUGCCUAUCCUGGAGAGUUGUUUUUGGCUAUACAACGCUUGGCUCUGCCUGCUGUUAAAGUCAUGAUCAAUCAACUGACUCCAGUUACUUCGGAGGUUUACGAUGCUAAUAUGGAAGAAGUUUUCAAGGAGGUUGAUCAAUAUGAAAUUUCUACUCGUUUCAGGCUCAUCUAUGCUACCAAAUGA
Molecule: messenger RNA, 885 nt
Organism: Mucor velutinosus
Lineage: Eukaryota; Fungi; Mucoromycota; Mucoromycetes; Mucorales; Mucoraceae
Exons: 4
Coding region: 1-885 (294 amino acids)
Molecular function (GO): methyltransferase activity
Source: RefSeq, a predicted model, not a curated record